Molecule: messenger RNA, 1089 nt
Organism: Diplodia corticola
Lineage: Eukaryota; Fungi; Ascomycota; Dothideomycetes; Botryosphaeriales; Botryosphaeriaceae
Product: dehydrodolichyl diphosphate synthase
Exons: 3
Coding region: 1-1089 (362 amino acids)
Cellular component (GO): dehydrodolichyl diphosphate synthase complex; membrane; endoplasmic reticulum
Molecular function (GO): ditrans,polycis-polyprenyl diphosphate synthase [(2E,6E)-farnesyl diphosphate specific] activity
Source: RefSeq, a predicted model, not a curated record
AUGUCGUCCUCUCCUCUACACCUCUCGCAGUUCCGGAAAUGGCUUUUCAUGUCGCCACCCAUAGUCUGGGGCGUUGAGCGCCUCCGGGAACUCUGCAUUGGAUCUCUCCGCCAGGGCCCCAUUCCUCAGCAUAUCGCCUUUGUCAUGGAUGGCAACCGGCGCUACGCUCGCACCCACCAUAUUGAAACCGUGGAGGGCCAUAAUCUAGGGUUCGAGGCUUUGGCGAGGAUCCUGGAAGUGUGCUACAAGUCCGGGGUCAAGGUUGUGACAAUAUACGCCUUCAGCAUUGAGAACUUCAAGCGCUCCAAGUUCGAGGUAGAUGCGUUGAUGGAUAUGGCAAAGUUCAAGUUGUCGCAGAUUGCCCAGCAUGGCGACCUGCUGGAUCGCUAUGGUGCAAGAAUCCAAAUUCUGGGCCAACGUGAUCUUUUGAAGCCCGACGUGAUUGAGGCCAUGGAGCGAGCUGAGGCGAUGACAAAGGACAACAACAAAGCUGUUCUGAACGUCUGUUUCCCUUACACUUCCCGCGACGAAAUCACCACCGCUAUCCGCAACACUGUUGUAGACUACAGCAAACCCCACCCGCCCCCCCUGCGUCGGCCAUUCUCUGAAGGCCAUAUCGCCCGCAACAUCCGCGCUCGCAACCUUGAGAGUCUCUCCGAGGAAGAUUCCCCUGAGGCUGGAGACGAUGCCCCUGACUCCUUGGAUGGAGACAAGACGUCCGACGCACCCGUCUCCGACGUUGCUUCCACGAACUCCUUAACCUUGCACGAAUCCACAGACGGCUUGAAGGAGGAGAAGGUGCCGGACAAUUACCCUGACCCGGAAACCAUCACUGCGCAGACACUCUCGGACCGCAUGUUCACGGCAGACAACCCGCCCCUGGACUUGUUGGUCCGGACGUCCGGAGUUCAGCGUCUUAGCGACUUCAUGCUGUGGCAGUGCCACGAGAACACCCAGAUCGUUUUUCUGGACACCCUGUGGCCCGAAUUCGAUCUGUGGCAGUUCUUGCCCGUGCUCGUGGAGUGGCAGUGGAGACAGAAAAAGAUACAGAACGAAGAGAAAGCGCGAUUGAGGCUGAAGGUCGCAUGA